Molecule: messenger RNA, 1701 nt
Organism: Durotheca rogersii
Lineage: Eukaryota; Fungi; Ascomycota; Sordariomycetes; Xylariales; Xylariaceae
Exons: 7
Coding region: 1-1701 (566 amino acids)
Biological process (GO): regulation of transcription by RNA polymerase II
Molecular function (GO): DNA-binding transcription factor activity, RNA polymerase II-specific; zinc ion binding
Source: RefSeq, a predicted model, not a curated record
AUGGCUGGCCCAGGUGGUGGUCCCCCGCGACGCAGCCACACCAAGUCGCGCAAGGGCUGCGAUAACUGCAAACGUCGGCACAUCCGAUGCGACGAGAACUUCCCCCAAUGCCGUAACUGCACCAAGCACAAGGUCCGGUGCCCGUAUAACGAUGUACCCGUCCCGGAUGAGAGAGCGUCGACUCCUGACAAGCCCGAUCUCAUGUGGACUCGUGACAUUGAGGUCUCCAUCGAGCAGUGGCAGCGAACUGGAAUCUUCCCGUUCCCGAGCCUCAACAUCUACCCUGCUCCGGCUCCGGAGUACUUCUCUCUGGAGGACCUCCGCUUGAUCUUUCACGUUGCUGCUAUCUGCGAUGAGAUGAGUGCCAUGGAUGCCAACGGGUUCACCCUCUGGACCCGCCAGAUUCCCAUAAUCCUCAAGAUCGGUGCUACUCAUGGCUACGUGAUGCAUGCCCUGCUCGCCUUCUCUGCCGAGCACAUUGCCUUCUUGACAAACUGCCCGCAUGUGGGCAGCAUGGCCUACGAGCACCGCGGCAUCGCACUCAAGGGAUUGCAGGGGGCCAUCGGGACCUUCUCGCAGGAAAACUCGGACGCCGUUCUGGCUGCCUCACUUGUGCUCUCGUGGCAGGCCACAGAUUGGCGAAGCUGGACCCAGCUGAUGCAAGGGACCUCAUCCGUGAUCGACGCUAUGGAUCCUUGGAAGCACGAGUCCCAAUUCGGGGAGUUCAUUGCCGAAAGUAGCACGUUCCCUACCGCACCCCCGUCCCCGACGCCGGAUCACAAACCCCACCAGCCGCGCAAGGAGGACCUCGAGGCGUUCCAGCGCAUCAUCAACCAGCUUACCAAGGUUGAGGCUCACCUGAAGCAGAACAAGGAAGACCCUCAGCUGGCGACGCAGCUGGUGUGCUUCCUCAAAGGCGCCCGCAAAGUCAGCCCGAUCCAGUCUAUCGAGGACCAAUUUGAUCGCCUGCGGCCGCUCAGGACUUGGCUCUUCUGGCUUCCUGUUAUGUGCUUCAAGCAGAACGGCACAUCCCCGAGUGCCUUGGUCGUCAUUGCUCACUACUAUGCUGCCGCCAUCAUGAUGGAACGCCUCUUCCCGGAGAUCGGCGCAGCUUACUUCGGCAGCCUCGCCAUCGGGCCGGUGGAAGAGAUCGCGCGCCGCCUACUCUCGAUCAACGUUUCCGGAAGCCUCGAUGGAGACUCGCAGACACCGCUCACCCUUAUGGAAUUCCCCAUCGACACGGUUAAUGAGUUCCGAUCGCGCAUGGGCUGGGUUCACCCGGUUCGUACGCCUUCGUUCCCGCAGUUCGACCCGCCCAAUUUCUACAUGAGCGAGAGCAUGCCGCACGGGACGCCGCCCGCCGCUGCUUCAUACUUGCCCUACGGAGACAACCCAGCGUUCAGCUGGAGCACCGAAGACCUCUCCGUCAUGGGGCCCGAGCAGGAGUCUGGCAGCGCGGUCAGCCCGCUGGCCAUCUCUUCGCCGUACCCGAGCCAGCAGUAUCUCAACAUCCCGUCGCCGUCGUACGGGGGUUACAGCCCGGUGUCCUCUACGUUUGGUGAAGGCUCCCUUGGGUACAGCGACCAUGAAGAGUUCGGGUCGUGGGAUACGGGAUUGACGGUUUAUCCGCCUCUCGGCUCUGCUGGGCCCAGCAACUUUGGUGUCGGGUUCGUCUCUCCAAUCCAGGCCGUGUGGAUCUAA